AUCACAGCACAGUAUAAAAGCCAGAAGCAGCAUCAGACUGGAUGGGAUUGAGAGAUUUCCGUCAGGAUAUCUAACAGGCUCACACUCACAACACAUCUGACAGAGCUGCUGUUUUUCAGCGAAAAUUUAAAGAUAAUAAAAGAUUAGUCACCAAAGAGGAAUGAAGAAAAUCAACUUUUUUACCGACUUGCUUCUUGUAUGCAUAGCCAGUGAUGCGAGCGCGUGGAUUGUCAACAAUGCGACUGACACGCUCAUUGGAGCCAAUAUCACCAAUAUCAAUAAAUCGGAAGUGGGGGAUAACGGAUUGGCAUCCAUACCAAAAUCGAGGAGAAAACGUUACAUUUCGCAACGUGACAUGAUAGCUAUUCUGGACUAUCACAAUAAGGUGCGAGCGAGUGUUUUCCCACCUGCAGCCAACAUGGAGUACAUGGUUUGGGAUGAUGGCCUGGCCAGGUCUGCAGAAGCUUGGGCAGCAACCUGUAUUUGGGAACAUGGACCUCGAUACCUUCUCCGAUAUCUGGGUCAAAACCUCUCAGUCCGAACUGGCAAUUACCGCUCCAUUCUUCAGCUGGUUAAACCUUGGUAUGAUGAGGUCAAAGAUUAUGCAUUUCCAUACCCACGUGACUGCAAUCCCCACUGUCCGAUGCGCUGUUAUGGACCCAUGUGCACACAUUACACACAAAUGGUGUGGGCGUCAACAAACAGAGUUGGGUGUGCCAUUCAAACCUGUUACAAUAUGGUUGUGUGGGGCGCUGUGUGGAGGGAGGCAACAUACUUGGUCUGCAAUUAUUCACCAAAGGGCAACUGGAUUGGUGAAGCACCUUAUAGAGUUGGUGUACCAUGCUCAGCCUGUCCUCCUAGCUAUGGAGGUUCAUGCAGCAACAACAUGUGCUUUCCUACCAUCAACUCAAACUUCAUGUUCUGGUUUAAAUAAGCUGUCUGCCAUAUCUUUAAUGCUAUUAAGUGAUUGGAUUAUUACAGUGAUUUACAGUGUAAUCUUUUUAAUGUAAUAUCUAUGCAUUUUGUACAGCAGAUGUAGCUUUUUGUAUGUUUACUACAGAGUCCAGAAAUGGUGCUAAUGUCAAUGCAACCUUAACUUGUCUGUUUAAAGGGAUAGUUCACCCAAAAAUGAAAAAUCUCUCAUAAUUUACUCACACUCAUGCCAUCCCAGAUGUGUAUGACAUUCUUUUUUCUGCAGAACACAAAUCAGUGAAUGGUGAUCAGAACUUUGGAUCUUCAAAAAUCACAUAAAAGCAGAAUAAAAGUUAUCCAUAAGACUCCAGUGGUUAAAUCUAUAUCUUCUGAAGCGAUAUGAUAAGUGUGUGUGAGAAACAGGUUAAUAUUUAAGUCCUUUUUUUACUAUAAAUCUCCACCUUUGACCAGCCACAAACAGUAGGUGGCGAUAUGCAUGAAGAAUACGAAUUGGCAAAAAACAAAACAAAAGAAGAAGAAUGUGAAAGUAAAUGUGGAGAUUUAUGGUAAAAAAAAAGACUUAAAUAUUGAUCUGUUUCUCACUCACACUUAUUAUAUAGCUUAUGAAGAUACGGAUUUAACCACUGGAGUCUUAUUAAUUAUUUUUAUGCUGAUUUAUUGGAUUUUUGGAGAUUCAAAGUUCUGGUCACCAUUCACUUGUAUUGUAUGGACCUACAGAGCUAAGAUAUGCUUCUUAAAAUCUUCAUUUGUUUUCUGCAAAAGAAAGUCAUACACAUCUGGGAUGGUAUGAGAGUGAGUAAAUGAUGAGAGAAUUUUCAUUUUUGUGUUCUAACUAUUCCAUUAAGGAGCAACAAUCAUAUUGAUGCUCAUGAAUUAGAUUAGUUAUAUUUUCCUCUGGUGUACAGAUCAAGUCUGUGCUGCUGAUCACUAUAUGGGUUAUACAACAACGUUUACUAUAUAUUCCAAUUUUCAUGUGAAUUUUUUACAGUCCAUAUCUGUCAAUGUUUUUCCAAGGUGCUUAAACAAAACUUUAAGCUAUAUUUUUGUUAAUGAACAGAACCUUGUACGAAGUAGUGACUGGAAUGGCAUUAUAGCUGUCAAUGUUGUUUCAGUUGCAAUAGCCACAAUGAGGUUUUUGUAAUGAUAACUUUGAAUGUAUUUUCAGCAUUUUUAUUUGGUCAUCAGAAAGCAAACACAGUAAAGUUCUCAUACCUCUGUUUUGGUAAGUUGUGGUAUAAGUUUUUGUGUGUUACAUUUCAUUGUAUAGAUUGGGAAUCCAUGAUAAAUUAUCAUGAAACGGUGCUCUUCUAUGCCAAACAUUGUUACUCUGAAUGUGAUUUGCUUUUCCUUUCACAUAAUCUUUGCUGUAAAAUUGUUCUGGUUACACUACAUGAUUCUCAGAUUGUGACCUCUUCCCGAACCCCACAUCCUAGUCUGUUUUAUAGUUCUCUGGAGGAGAGGAAGUACAUCUAAGCUUGUAGUGUAAAACCCUGCUAAGCUAUAUUGUGAGUAUAGAAUCUCUGUUAACAUUUAGAUAAACAUGAUUUUGUACCAGCAUAUCUUACCAAACUCAAUUAGUGACCCAUUGAGAUGAUUAUUUAAAGGGAUAGUUCACCCAAAAAUGAAAAUUCUCUCAUCAUUUACUUACCCUCAUGCCAUCCAAGAUGUGAAUGAAUACGUUUCUUCUGAUGAACUCAAAGAUUUUUAGAAGAAUAUUUUAUCACUGCUGGUCCAAAUCUCCAUUUUCACAUUAUUUUUUUGUUUUUGCCGAUUCACAUUUGUCAUGCAUAUUGCCACCUACUGGGAAAGGAGGAGAAUUUAUAGUAAAAAAGAACUUAAAUAUUGAUCUGUUUCUCACCCACAACAU
Messenger RNA from Myxocyprinus asiaticus (Chinese sucker), 2800 nucleotides. It is a transcript of the gene pi15b, whose product is annotated as peptidase inhibitor 15b. The transcript is spliced from 6 exons. The record is from RefSeq and is a predicted model, not a curated record. Gene Ontology annotation, cellular component: extracellular region. Lineage: Eukaryota; Metazoa; Chordata; Actinopteri; Cypriniformes; Catostomidae. The coding region runs from base 161 to 934 and encodes 257 amino acids.